This is a messenger RNA of Paracoccidioides brasiliensis Pb18, 381 nucleotides long. RefSeq names its product 60S ribosomal protein L35. Gene Ontology annotation, cellular component: cytosolic large ribosomal subunit; ribosome. The record is from RefSeq and is a predicted model, not a curated record. Bases 1 to 381 code for a protein of 126 amino acids. Gene Ontology annotation, biological process: maturation of LSU-rRNA from tricistronic rRNA transcript (SSU-rRNA, 5.8S rRNA, LSU-rRNA); translation. Gene Ontology annotation, molecular function: structural constituent of ribosome; mRNA binding. The transcript is spliced from 3 exons.
AUGUCGACAGCCAAGGUGAAGACCGGCCAACUCUGGGGCAAGAACAAGGAGGAGCUCACCAAACAGCUGGAUGAGCUGAAGACUGAACUCGGCCAGCUCCGUGUGCAGAAAAUCGCUGGAGGUGCCGCCUCCAAGCUCACCAGAAUUCACGAUCUGCGUAAGUCGAUCGCCAAGGUCCUUACCAUCAUAAACGCCAACCAGCGCUCGCAACUGCGCCUUUUCUACAAGAACAAGAAAUACCUUCCCCUCGACCUCAGGCCAAAGCAGACUCGUGCCAUCCGAAGACGGUUGACGAAGCAUGAAGCAUCGUUGAAGACGGAGAGGCAGAAGAAGAAGAUGGUGCAUUUCCCUCAGCGGAAAUAUGCUGUGAAGGUACGAUGA